Messenger RNA from Dromiciops gliroides (monito del monte), 7908 nucleotides. It is a transcript of the gene USP35, whose product is annotated as ubiquitin specific peptidase 35. Gene Ontology annotation, cellular component: nucleus; cytosol. The coding region runs from base 715 to 3843 and encodes 1042 amino acids. Gene Ontology annotation, molecular function: cysteine-type endopeptidase activity; cysteine-type deubiquitinase activity. Gene Ontology annotation, biological process: protein deubiquitination. The record is from RefSeq and is a predicted model, not a curated record. Lineage: Eukaryota; Metazoa; Chordata; Mammalia; Microbiotheria; Microbiotheriidae. The transcript is spliced from 17 exons.
UCCCCUCUGCGCAUCUCCCAGAUCCUGCGGUCAGUGCUGCCGGCUGCAGAAGUCUCUGGUACUGUGCGCUGUGCAUAAAUCCAGCAGCGGCGGCAGCACUGAACGCAGCUAUCUCCCAGCCAGACUGUGCGUAUGCACUGCAGUGCGUUCCGGGCAUUGCACCCAUCGGCCUCUGGCCAACCGCAUCCUCUGCAUCCUCCUCCAGCCCCCUCCCCGGGCUGCGCACAAGAAAAUACUGCUGCAGGAGUCCUUUCCUUUCCCGGGUUUGAAGAGGUACAAUAUUCUGACUCUGUAGUACUUAAAGGAGGCAUGAGUCAGAGAUUUAGAGAAUGAAGAGGUCUGAGCCAUCCAAUCCAGCAUCUUCAUUUUACAGAUAAAAACAGUCCUGGGACAAAUGAAUAUACUGUUCUGUUUCACGUUCUACAGAGCUUCAUACAGGAAUCCUUGAUGGAGGUCAUCUAACCGCUGCUUGAACAUGUUCAACGACGGGGAGCUCACUAUUUAACAAAACAGACUGUUUCAUUGUUGAACAGAUCCUUUUCCUUCAUGAGUGACAGAAGAGGCAGAGCUAUAGUGGGAAGAACAUCAUCCUUUCUAUGCUGCGAGGCACCAUAUUGGGAAUGGAUAGAGAGAUAGAAACUACCUAGUUCCUGCUCUCAAGAAGCUCAAAAGCAAAGGCGGGAUCUGUUGCUGCAGCCCAGGCAAGGAGCAGCUAUGGACAAGAUCCUGGAAGCUGUGAUGCUGUCCUCCUACCCCACCAAUGUGAAGCAAGGGCUGGUACGGCGGGUGAUCGAGGCAGCAAAGCAGCCCAUGGACAGUGCACAGUGCUGGGCCAUGCUGGAGCUGUCCACCAAACUCUUCCUGGUGGGUGACACCAAGUUCAAGCGGGAGAUCGGUCAGGAGGUCCUGGAAGUCUAUGGCCGAUACCACCCAGAGGCCUUUGUGGAGUUCUUUAAUGCCCAUUUCCUCCUGACUCUGCUGCAGGAGGGCUACGGGACCCCUGGGCACCCCAGCCCCUAUGUGCUGGAUUAUGUCCAGUUGGGUCUGCAGUUCAUCCCUGAGGGCCCAGCAGCUGAGGGUGUCUUUGCCUUGCUCCGCCUGGAAGUCCUGAGAAAGGUGUGUGAACGGCCUGGCCCCAGGCAAUGUGCCAAGGUGGCUCGCCUCCUGAGCCAGUACCCACGCUGCAUUCCAGAUGGCAGACACCGGCUGCUCUUCUGCCAGCAGCUGGUCCGCUGCAUCGGGCAGUUCCAGUGCCUGGCGGAGGGGGAGGAGGGCAUUGUGGAGUUCUUGAGUCACGUGAACCGAGUGAGUGGGCUCUUGCCUAAAAUUUGGAGGGCUCAAGCCUCGUCCAUCUUGCCAUCCCUGAAGGAGCUGUUUGCCAUCAUCUCUUCCACAGAGGAGCAGGAGCCUCCCUCCAACGCCCUGGCCAGUGUCGUUCAGUAUGUGCCUCUAGAACUUAUGGAUGGGGUGAUCAGGAACCUCACCAAUGAUGAUAGCAUCACAGAUACCCAGAUGAUGACUGCUAUCAGCAGGAUGAUCGACUGGGUAUCUUGGCCCCUGGGGAAAAACAUAGACAAAUGGAUCAUCACGUUGCUAAAGGGCCUAGCAGCUGUUAAGAAGUUCAGCAUUUUGAUUGAAGUCUCUCUCUCCAAAAUAGAGAAGGUUUUCUCCAAACUGCUCUACCCCAUUGUGAGGGAGGCUGCGCUGUCGGUUCUCAAGUAUAUGCUUCUGAGUUUCCAGCACUCCCAUGAAGCCUUCCACCUGCUUCUCCCUCACAUCCCCAAAAUGGUAGCCUCCUUGGCAGAAGAGGACUCCAACUCCCGAGCAAACUGCCUGGAAGAGCUGGCAGAGCUGAUCCACUGCAUGGUGUUCCGCUUCUCAGGCUUCCCAGACCUGUAUGAACCAGUCAUGGAAGCCAUCAAGGACCUCCACGUUCCCAAUGAAGACCGCAUCAAGCAGCUCCUGGGACAGAACGCCUGGACCUCCCAGAAGAAUGAACUGGUCUGCUUCUACCCACGGCUGGCAGCCAAGUCAGAUACGGGCAAGAUUGGCCUCAUCAACCUAGGGAACACCUGUUACAUGAACAGUGUCAUUCAGGCUCUGUUUAUGGCCUCAGACUUCCGACACUGUGUUCUGCAUCUUCCUGAGGACAAUUCGCAGCCCCUGAUGACCAAGCUGCAGUGGCUUUUUGCCUUCCUUGAACACAGCCAGCGGCCUGCUGUCUCCCCAGAGAGCUUCCUGUCUGCCUCCUGGACACCCUGGUUCAGUCCCGGUGCCCAGCAAGACUGCUCUGAGUACCUGAAGUAUCUGUUGGAUCGAUUGCACGAAGAGGAAAAAACAGGGAAGAGAAUUUGCCAGAAGCUCAAACAGUCAAACACACCAUCCCCCCCAGAGGAGCAUCCAAGCCCCAGCCCAACAGCUGUAGAGAAAAUGUUUGGUGGGAAGAUUGUGACACGGAUCCGCUGUCUUCGCUGCCUCAAUGUCUCCACCAGAGAGGAAGCAUUCACGGACCUCUCACUGGCCUUUCCGCCCCCUGACCGUCGCCGUCGUCGCCUGGGCUCUGUCAUGCUGCCGGCGGAAGAUGUCCGGCUACAAUGUCCUCCAUCGCCAGCCAAGACCCAGGCCCCAGGCAGUGAGGGGGCCCGGAGACAGAGAAAGCACUGUAUCGCUGGGGAUGCUCUGCCCCCAGUUGUGAAUAUUGAGAUCCUUGGGUUCCAAGAACCAGGAGGGCACAGAGACAACUUCAGACAAGAGGAUGAGAAGGAAAAGAAAGAAAAUGAAGAGGAAGAGAAAGAGGACCAGAAGGAGAAGCAGGAAGAGGAAGAGGAGAAGAUGGGGGAGAGGGAGAAAAAGAAGGAAGAAGAGGUGGAUGAAAAGAAAGAGGAGAAACAGGAGGAAGAGGAGAAAGAAAAAGAGGAGAGAAAGAAAGAAAAGGAAGCUUGUCUAGGCCCGAGGACUGGAGGGAACCCGGGGGUUGCCUCCGGGGAGCGGAUGUGUGGCCCUGAGGGUUCUCGCUCUGUCCCAGAUCUUCUCAAUUACUUCCUGUCACCAGAGACCCUGACAGCCGAGAACCGUUAUCACUGUGAGCAUUGUGCCUCCUUGCAGGAUGCAGAGAAGGUGGUAGAGCUGAGUGAGGGGCCCCGCUACCUCAUCCUCACCCUGCUGCGCUUCUCCUUUGACCUCCGGACCAUGCGUCGGAAGAAGAUCCUGGACAACAUCUCUAUUCCGCUGUUCCUUCGGCUCCCCGUGGCUGGCGGCUGCUCCCGGCAGGACCAGGCCCAGGCCAGUGCGGGCUAUGACCUCUGCAGUGUUGUGGUGCACUCGGGCAUCUCCUCAGAAAGCGGCCAUUACUACUGCUAUGCCCGAGAAGGAGCCACGGCCACGGUUAACCCGCCCGGGUGCACGGGAUUCUCCUCAGCCGAAAAGACCCCAGGACUAGAGAGCCAGUGGUAUCUGUUCAACGACACCCGCGUCUCCUUCUCCUCCUUUGAGUCAGUCAGUAAUGUCACCUCCUUCUUUCCCAAGGACACAGCCUAUGUGCUGUUCUAUAGGCAGAGAGCCAGAGAAGGCCUUAGGGCAGAACCCAGGUCACCCAGACCCCACAGUGAACCAGCUCUCCACAAAGACUUGAUUGAAGCCAUAUCUAAAGACAACCUUCUUUACCUGCAGGAGCAGGAAAAGGAGGCCAGGAGCAGAUCAGCCUACAUCUCCACGCUCCCCAAAUCUCCCCCUUGGGGGAGGGACUUGGAUGAAGACAAAGAUGAGGAUGAUGAAGGCUCCCCAGGGGGCUGUGACCCUGCAGCUGGAGGCAGUGGCAGCUCCUUCCACAGACUUGUCUUCUAGGGGUCUUGAACCCCAAUUCCAUACACCCUUCCUAGCCCCCAGCCUGCUCUAACGCCCCUUCCCUUGCAAGGCCACCUCAGGCCCCUUAUUCCUUAAACAGGACAAGAGAGGGUGGGCUCCGAGGUUUCACCACACCACCUGCUCCCCAGGCCCUGAGGACUUAGAGUGGACAGGGUCCUAUUUUCACAUAUAGGAAGCCGACUUGUUCUUCCUAACCCCAGACCUGUUCUUCCUCCCCUAGCUUCCUAGCAGGAUUAGGAACAAAGGGAGAAAGUUAAGGAGGAGCAGAUUUCAGCUCACUUCCUAACAGCUGUUCAGUUAGGGAGCAGGCUGCUUCUCCAUGGGGAGUGAGCUCCUCAUCGAGGGAGAUAUUCAAGCAAAAGGCAGAUGACCACUUGUUGGGGAUAUCAUAGAGGGGGUUUCUAUUCAGGGACAAGUUGAACUAGAUGACCUCUGAGGUCCCUUCAAGCUCAGAGAUUCUCUGACCACACCUUCCAGGGAAAGGGCAUCUAAGGAAGAAGGUCUGACCCUUUUCUGAAGGGUAGAGGCAGAAGUUAAUGGUACAGGCCCAGCCCAGGGCCCAUCGGAGUGUGGGCUUCUGGUCUGGUCAGUCUGCUUGAGGAACUGAGUCAUCAGGACUCAGAGAAUACCCGAGCAAGGUCUGCGUAAAAGUCCAUUUAAAUGCCACAUAAAGGCUUGUCCUCACUGGUUCCACUGAAAUGCCUACCGUGUGACAACAGCAAUUUCAGGGUCCUGCAGGAAUAAGGCUUUGACUCACAUACAUGUGUGUGUGGUGACCAAAGACAAACGCCUUCUUUCUCUGGGCCUGAUUUAUGCAACAGUCAUAAUCCGUUACAAAAGGACAUGAUCAGGUUUGGGGAGAAGAGGCCUCACUGACUUUCACAGUUCUAAUCUGUCAUCAAACAGCACUUGUCCCUUUACCCCUUUUCCUUUCCCUCCCCCUCAAUUUCCCCAUCACUCGAAAAUACCACCACCCUUCCCUGAUAAUACACCCUGAGCUCUCAAAAUCGGGGAGAUGGUAAGAUAGAGGAUGCGUGAGGGAGUGUGGGUGUUGAUGUCACCUUUCUUUGCCCCCUAGUGCGGGUCUCUUUAACCUGGGACUCACGGACCUCCCCACCCCCCACACCUCCAUAGGCCCCAUGGGUAGAUCUCAGGGUAUCCACGAACUUGGAAGGGGGGGAAAAAGACAUCUUUAUUUGCAUUCGCCACUGAAUUGGGCAUUUCCUUCGAUUAUUUUAAAAGCAUGAUUGUGUGUGUAUGGGGGGUAGGGGGGUUCUAUUAUAGGCGUCACCAGACCAUCAGAGGGGUCCAUGUCCUCAUUAAGGUUAAGCCUCUCUGUCCUGGAAUGUUGACCAGAGCACUUGACUCAUUAUUCUCUGGAAUCUAAUUCAGAGCUGUGAGAGAACUCAACCCUUAUUUUAUAAAUGUGGAGACAGGCCCAAGAUGACCUGCUCAGGGAGGCAGCAAAGACUCAGGAUCUUGACCAGUUUUUGCCAACUGCAUGCACAGUAUAACGGGGAGUGGCCUUGCCCACUCCCCUCUGCUCCCUCUUCUCUCAGACAGGGGAGACUCAGCCUCCUGCUCCCCUGGUCCCAAUUUACCCGUGAUGGCUGUUUAUUUUUACUAAGAAAGAGAGAACAGUGCAUUUUGCAGCUAGGAGAGAGGUGAUGAGCCAGCAGACACUUCUGUUGGGGAUGUGGCGGCUAUAUUUUCUGUAAUUUUGUAAUUCGGAUCCAUUAGAUCACAGGAGGUUAAAGCCGGUCGUCAGUGCCGAAAAGACAUUAGUCCAACCUCAUUUUAUAAAUGAAGGCACUCACAGGUAGAACUGGGAUUCCCACCCAGAUCCUCUGACCUAACACUUUCCCUAAACUGUGCGGCCUCAGUUUAUCCUCAUGACCUCCUACUCAUAUGGGUGGUAGGUUUUUUAUCCCCAUUUUAUAGAUGAGGAAACAACCUCCGAAAGGGUUGAUUCGUGAGCACCCCCUACCAGCCUGCUACAGUGCCUGAUUAUACCCAUUAGAGUUGCCCAUGCUAAGAUUCUUGUAUCUUUUUUUAAACCGGGGAGCUGGAUUCUUGUUCUGAUAGUGAAGUGGGUGAUCUCUGACAUUCACAGGAGUUAAAAUUGGAAGGGCCCUUGCAGCUGAACUAGUCUAAGGACUUCUUUUUAGAGAGGAGAAGACAGACUCAGAGGCAGAAGUGACUUGCCCAAGAUCAUACUUCCACCAUAAUAGUAGAGUUGGAUUUGAAUCCAGUUUUGAGAUCCUAUGGGUCUGUGACUAUUUUCCUUCCUAUGAUCGAAUUUCUCUUGCCUGAGUGGCCUGGGAGUGGGACCCCACAGCCUGGCCAACUGGAGCUGGCAUUUGGGCCAGACUCUGGACCAGGAAUUCCCAAGCUGGGUCCUAAGCCUGAUUCUGGCAGUAUGACUUUGGGUAAGUCACUCUCCCUCACCAGGAUGGUCUGUGAUCCUGGGUAUGGCCUCUUAUGGGUAAAGUUUUAGGAGAAACGAUGCUCCUGGGCUUUGGGCAGGGGGAGCAAUUCUUCUCCAUUCUCCCGGCAAAUAGCAUGGGGAAAUCAAGUUCGUAGUGGUAGAACUGCAGGUCGAUCCCAAUAUAUUGACAUUUCUGUUGCACUCUCCGUACCAAUCCUGGUCCCAUGUGAGGAAACAGACUCAGAAGGAAUGAUUACCCAGAUAGUGCCAGAGACAGGACAGGAACCCAAGGCAAGUCACCAGAGGCAUAUUAAGACUCAGCCUGAUGCUCUUCUCACUCCCCGAGGCAGCCUUUGCAAUGAGGAAAAGGGCAUCUGCACCCCAACCUAUCACAGGAGGAAUGGUGGAAUCGCUCCCAGCCUGGGGCCUGGGGCUCUCAGAUGGUUAUUCUUCUUCAUCCUUUUCCUUAUCCCUUGGAGCUGAGGAAAUACUAGGGGUUCAAAUUUGGGAAGAUUUCCAAGGGGAAGCUCUUCUCUCUCCCUCUUCUCCUGCCUUCAGUCCCGACCGCAACAUUGUCUCCUAACUAUCCCGAAGAGGGACAGGCCGAAGGGGAGGGGGAAGAAAAAUGUGGGGAAGCAGAGGGUUCAGGGAUGUGGCAGCCUCCCGGUGAAAGAGAAGUCAUACUAUUUUGGAGUCAAAGUUCCUGGCUCUGACACUUGGAGACAGUGGGAUGUUAUUUAACCUCUCGAGCCUCAGUUUUGUCAUCUGUGAAGUGGGGGUACCAUUUGCAUUCCUGACUUCAACUAGUUUUUGGAGGAAAGUCCUUUGAAAGCCAUAAAUCAUUAUAGAAAUGAGAACUUAUUAAAUGGAGACCCAGGGAGUUGAAGAUGAUUACACAACGAUUGAUUGUACCCAGAGCUGAGACUGAAAGUGAGGUCUGAGGUAAGAGAAGAAGUAGGGACUUGAUAAGAAAGGGAGGGGAGAAAAUGGGAGUUCUUUCAAGAGAUCUCAAGUAGGGUAGAAGAAUCCAGCAACCUGGCUGGACAACAAUCUGCAGCGGAGUGCAAAUUUUAGCUCUGCCACUGAUUCACUGGUACACAGUCACUUCAAUAAGCCUCAGUUUCCCCAUCUGAAUAGAAAACUCUCAGCCUCAGUUUCCUCAUCUGUAAAAUGAAGGGGUUGACCAGAUGACCUCUUAAGUCCCUUUCCAGCUCCAAACAGGAUCCUAUGAGCUACAAGUUAGGCAGCAAUACUGGCCUGGGCUCAUGUCCUGGCUGCAUGUCCAAGCAAAUCACCUCGACUUUCUGAGCCUUGUGGUGUCUUCCUCUGAACCACGAGGAUAAUACUUGUACUGCCUACCUCCUGGGGUCUUUGUGUGAACCUUAAAGCAUCCCAGACAUGUGAUUUGUGGGUGUUAUUCUGUGAUGGUGGCUGGGCCCUCACCCUCCAUCUACCAUUCGCGUCAGACACAGACAGACUCAGUGGAUCAGAUUUCUCUUUGCCUUUAUUCUUGCCUUGCUGUCUGUGGCAGUGAACAAGGGGAUUCACUUUCACUGGGCCUGUACCAUAUUUCAUCAACGGCAGAAACAUUAGCUACGUUAAACCCAUUCCCCACC